Molecule: messenger RNA, 973 nt
Organism: Aspergillus eucalypticola CBS 122712
Lineage: Eukaryota; Fungi; Ascomycota; Eurotiomycetes; Eurotiales; Aspergillaceae
Product: tropomyosin
Exons: 3
Coding region: 191-676 (161 amino acids)
Biological process (GO): mitotic cytokinesis; actin filament organization
Cellular component (GO): actin filament; actomyosin contractile ring
Molecular function (GO): actin filament binding
Source: RefSeq, a predicted model, not a curated record
GGCCCUCCUCCACUUCUCUUCCUUUCUCCCUAAACCCAAAACCCAUUUGUCCUUUUGACUACUUGCUUCCCUACUGCAUCUCUGUCUGGUUUAUCGCUGAGCGAAAGCCGUCCCGCAUCCCCAACUCAUCGAAACAUCUACUUUCUACCAUACAUAUUCCCCGUUCCUUCACUGCAAAUAACUGCCCAACAUGGAUAAGAUCAAGGAGAGAAUGAACAACCUCCGCCUCGAGGCCGAGGAGGCCCAGGAGAAGGUUGAGGAGCUUAAGGGCAAGGUCAAGACGCUGGAGCAGGAGAACCUCGCCAAGGAGCAGGAGAUCACAUCCCUCAACCACCGGAACCAACUUCUGGAGGGUGAGGUCGAGAAGCUCGAGACCGCUCUUAAGGAGGCCAAGGAUUCUGCCAACCAGAGUGCUCAGCACGAUACUCAGAACGAGGCUCUCCAGCGCCGUCUGCAACUUCUGGAAGAAGAGGCCGAGGACGCUGACCGGAACCUCCGGGAGACCAACGAGAAGCUCCGCCAAACCGACGUCAAGGCUGGCCACUACGAACGCAAGGUGCAGGCUCUCGAAGCGUCCCGUGACCAGUGGGAGAGCAAGUACGAGGAGAUGGCGAAGAAAUACGCCGAGUUGCAGAAGGAUCUGCACGACCUCGAGGUCUCCAUCAGCAAUGUUUAAAAAGGAGAUGGCGCCGAGGCCCGGAAGAUGCUGGAUUUCAGCCUUUUCCCCAAAUAUACUUUUAUCUUUGCUUUCUUUUCCUGCACAUCACAGUCUGAUCUAUAUGUCCUGUCUGCAGGGAGACGGAUUUUAGCUGUAUCUUUUUCGUCGUGUCAUCUAGCUGGCUUCAUCCGCAUCAUCAACCGGUCUCUCCGCUCGUCCCCGUGACCUUGUUUAACCCUUUAUUGUUUACCAUAUUAGUCAUUGUGAAGGUACAUAGAGCAUAUUUAAUUGGGAGCGCCCCUCUUCUGGCUUCUG